Messenger RNA from Penicillium bovifimosum, 210 nucleotides. RefSeq lists its product as uncharacterized. The record is from RefSeq and is a predicted model, not a curated record. Bases 1 to 210 code for a protein of 69 amino acids. NCBI's taxonomy places the organism in Eukaryota, Fungi, Ascomycota, Eurotiomycetes, Eurotiales, Aspergillaceae. The transcript has a single exon.
AUGAAUGACAUCGCUGUCAUGAAAUCGAAGGAAGAGGAAGGCGAUAGUGUAGUGGUGCUCCGCAAAGGCGGCGAAGCCGCAAUGCCACUGAGUCUGACAUACGGAGCAUCGGAAAAAUAUCGAACCGACGGCCUCUGGAUGCCGCGCCGGAGAAAGCAUCGGACCGUUGAGGUAUUGGAGAUGGGGUCGGAAAAAUUAUCUGGGCGGUAA